Stylophora pistillata is the source of this 1375-nucleotide messenger RNA. RefSeq lists its product as uncharacterized. Lineage: Eukaryota; Metazoa; Cnidaria; Anthozoa; Scleractinia; Pocilloporidae. The record is from RefSeq and is a predicted model, not a curated record.
UUUACGCGUGAUGUCACUGUUUAAGACAUUUGGUUUCGAACAGUUUGAGUGGUUUUAAAGUACAAGUUCACAAUGUCAGCUCCACCGCCAUAUUACCCUGCAAACCCAGGACACCAGGGAGGAUAUCAAGCUCCACAGGCUUACCAGCCAGGUCCUUAUCCAGUCACAACUCCUCCUCAACCAGGAUAUGCACCAAGUUACCAUGAGGGAGCUCCACCAGGUUACCAACCUUUACCAACACAGGUGCCCCCAACAACGUAUGUCUACAUCCGAGGGAACUGCCCAGCAUGCCAUACAGGAAUACUUGAGGACAGUUUCACUGCUCUGGGAGUUUGCUUAGCCAUCUGCUUCUUCCCUCUUGGUCUUAUUUGUUGCAUGAUGCUCACUGAAAAGAGAUGUAACCGUUGUGGAAUGUCUUUCUCAUAAUUCAGCCUUGUGUACUUUUCUGAUAUACCAUAAAGCCAAAACUAUUAUCUUAUUUGUAUUUAUGAUUACAGUAGAGUAUAUACUUCUGUUAAUAGCUAUCCUUCUUCAUCUCAGUGCAUUUUCAGGGACUUGACUGCAGCUCUUGAAAAGAGUGUUGGGGAAAUGGUAAUAAUUUUAAGGUAUUAUAUAUUAAUAUUAUUCAAUUUCUGUAGUUCCCUCAGAGAGGUAAAAGUAUACAAGGAAGCAAGUUCAUGUGCACAGCACACCAACAGUGUUUCCUUAGAAGGACAAGAUUUGCACAAACAAACAAACAAGAGGGUGGCAAUGGGUUUUUAUAACUAUGGGAUGUGUGACUAGGACCAAAAUUAAUAUGUGACAUGCAAAUUUUACAAAAAGGUGAGAGUGAUUUGUAAAUUUAUUGACAAGUAUAGGACAGGAUUUGUCUCCUGGAAUAUAAUUGACCUCAGAUUUUUUCCUUUCAUUUUUUAGUAUUAAUUUAUUAAACCUCAAGAUUUCUGUGAAACCUAGCCAAAUUAGGAAAGUGAUUCGAAAUACUCGUCAAAGUAUUUGUGAUGUAGGAAUUUUUUAUGAAAUUUGUGCUUGAAAUGAAAUCAGGAUCUCUCAUUCCCCAUCUUCCCCCUUUACUGCCCUCAGACAACCAGUUGUUCAUGUUGAUGAACAUGCAAUUUAACUGUUUUCAAGUUUUUAACUGGAACUGAUACAAUGGUAGUUCAAAUUAAACUAACUUCAGAGUGUAUGUCACUUUCGUUUAUUAGCUUAAGUCAUAUUCAGUAAAAGAAUAAUAAAUAUAAAAGCAAAAUUUAAUUCCUUCAUUCGUCAGGAGUAAUUGCACAGUUAUAGGGUGUGAAACUAUAUAAUAAAAUGUUAUAAGAGUGACCAGCAAAUUUAAUGUACAAAAAAAGUUCCAAAUAUACUAAGUAAAUACCAA